Messenger RNA from Chelonia mydas (Green sea turtle), 1160 nucleotides. Its product is annotated as GTPase IMAP family member 4. The transcript is spliced from 3 exons. Lineage: Eukaryota; Metazoa; Chordata; Testudines; Cheloniidae. Gene Ontology annotation, molecular function: GTP binding. The record is from RefSeq and is a predicted model, not a curated record. The coding region runs from base 266 to 958 and encodes 230 amino acids.
GCCCGGACCAGCAGCAGCUGCCGUCUUCCUGCGAGCGCGUUGUCUGAUUCGGAGUAAAACGGAACCGCAUUACGAAACAGACACAGCCUUAUAAGGAUGGACCUGUCCUGUCCCCACCCCAGUAGCCCGGGGGACGCUGCAGAGGCUGGAGGGAGCUCGGAGGCUACGGGGAAGCACACGCUGGUCUCCAAACGGAGGGGACAGCACAGAGAAAUUCUGUGAGAUACUGAGCACUGACGUGGGGAUAGACUCCUGAGCAGAGAAAAUGUCUAACCAGGCAACUCCCCCUGCUGCAUCUGGAUCUCAUAAAGCAGAAUCUGAACUGAGAAUGAUCCUUGUUGGUAAAACUGGAUGUGGGAAAAGUGCAACAGGAAACAUGAUUCUUGGUGCUGAUAAAUUUUGGUCGGAUAUCUCACCCUCUUCAGUUACGCAUCAGUGUGAACAAAAGGAACAGGAUGUUAAUGGGAGAAAAAUUACAGUGGUUGAUACUCCUGGCUUUUUUGACACUAAGAAAAGUAAUGAAGAGAUUUGCAAAGAAAUAAGUGAGUAUGUUGAACGCCUCUCUCCAGGAAUCCAUGCCAUUAUUCAUGUCAUACGGCUGGAUCGCUUCACCCCAGAAGAAAAGCAAGUGGUCAAGGAGAUACAAAAGGUUUUCCAGUUAGAAGCAAAGAACUACACGAUCAUCUUGUUCACCCGAAAAGAAGAUUUAGGGGAGAAAACACUGGAUGAGUUCUUAGCAAAGGGUGAUGAAGAUCUUCAAAAUAUGAUUCAGACUUGUAAAAACCGACGCCUCGCUUUCAACAACGGAGCCAAAGGAAAAGAAAAGUCUGCUCAGGUGUCUGAGUUGCUUGAAAUGAUUGAUGCCAUGGUGCAUGGAAACUAUAAAAAGCCCUAUUACACUGAAGAAAUGUUUCAGAAGGACAAGUCAUUUCUCCAAAGAUUUUGUUCUAUACUCUAAUUGAUUAUGAUCAUCUGAGACAGGGGUUUAUUGUAGUUUUUACCAUUUUAAAAUGAGUUUUGGAACACUUGUUUAAUGUUAAGGCUUUUAUUGGUAUAAAAAUCAUAGAACUGAGAUUAAAAUGAUGUAUUUACACCAUUUCCCUAAAAUGUAUCACUAAUUUCACCUUGGAUAAUAAAACCUGGAAGAAUUUUAAAUCAAA